CGUUUACUCCCGUUUGCUGAACUCACUCACUUCGCACAUCAGAUUUUCACAUUACCCGUUGGUUCAACAGCACUGCGGCGGAAUGAAGCGGCCAGAACAGAUCCGAAUGCAUCACGAGUGGUAUCACUCGCAGUUAGCUAUCGAUUCCUUACACGGAAUGGGCGGAUAUGUAUUUCUGCCCAGUCACGACGGUCAUCUCCGCAGUAUUCAGAGGAGAUAAGGCGUGUGUACAAUAUCCGCCUGUUCACAUAUGUAUUCGAAUGAUCAUAGUCUUGAUACUAAUCUUUGUGGGUCACAGAAGUACGAGUUGUCGAUCGAGCCUGGCUCCUCCGUUCUGCUCCUUUCUACUCUAAGACUGAAUCGCGUUCACGUCCAGUCCGCGAAACCUCAAUGUACUCAUCGCGGAUGGCUGGCUGGCCGGAUUUCUGGCCUGGUCCACCUCGUAAUGCUCUCCUAACAGAAUCGACGUUGCACCACUUGUUCGGUCCUCGUCCUCCCUCCGAUACCACCGUUCUUCACUUUCAGUUGGCAUGGAUCAUCUGAAACCUACCACAUAUACAGUCCGCUAUCCUCGAUGGAUGGUUGGCAGGCCGCUCCUCGCCGCGUCGUCUGCGCUAGCAUCUCUCGGUGAUGCUAUGUUUGGGUACAGCCAAGGUGUAAUUGCGGCCAACCAGGUUCAGCCCGCCUUCAUCAAGAGGAUGUUUAAGAAGGUAGUUACGUUGGAUCAAAUACAAGCUGGUCACAGUGGCGUGAAUCCAACCGUGUUGG
Molecule: messenger RNA, 768 nt
Organism: Heterobasidion irregulare TC 32-1
Lineage: Eukaryota; Fungi; Basidiomycota; Agaricomycetes; Russulales; Bondarzewiaceae
Exons: 1
Source: RefSeq, a predicted model, not a curated record